AUGGCUACCGGAUCUCCCACGCCGCUAGGCGGCUCCUCAUAUGGGCGCAUGCGUGCGCAAUCAUCGAUACGACCCCGGAGAGACUCUCCACUCUCUAUGCUGGGUCAAUCGCAGGGCUUCUCUGCCGACGUGCCCAUGAUGCAGAGCAUCGACAUUGGCGACAGCUCGGAUGACGAGAUGCCACAACCCAUGAAGCUCAGUGCUCUGACGGCAGCUCUACUUGCCCAAGGCAACGAGGUUGAUUCACCAGAGAAGAGAAAGCCUAAGCUCAAAAUCUCGCGCAAUGAUUCUGGCUCAAAUACACCCGUGCAUGACUCCGUUACGCCUGCACCUAGUCUACGCAUCAAACGAGUUCCAUUACGGGGCGCACCCAUGAGGAGACUGCGCAGAACACCCCAAAGCGAAGAAGAGAAUCCUCCUUCCCAAGAUCAGGAGAACAUGCCUGCGUCGGCCAUCAAAACCCAGCCUGAGAACGUCCCCGAUUCCGUCUUGAAGGUUACUGGCUCGGUCAUGAAGGUCGCAGAGGACCGCCACAUGCAAUCCUCCCUAGAACACCAGUCACCUAGCGAAAGGGCUUCGCAACAACAAGAAAAACCCAUACCACUACAGUCAAUGAGUGCAAAUACCCCACGACGACCAGCGCCUCCACCACCGCCAAAGAUGUCUGUAUUGGAGACCGCAACCGCUGCUGCUGGAGCUGCUACCACCAAGACACGAGAGAGAAAGAAGAGGGUCACACUGUCCGUCAACGGAAAGCACUACUCUCAGAUGGACAGGAUAGGCAGAGGUGGCAGUUCGGCGGUGUACCGUGUCAUGGCGGAGAACUUCAAGACUUUGGCCCUGAAGAGGGUGAAGCUUGAAGAUGCCGACGAGGCUGCUGUGCGAGGUUUCAAGGGCGAGAUUGAUCUACUGCAAAAACUCAAGAACGUCGACAGAGUUGUAAGACUCUACGACUGGGAAGUGGAUGAGCAACGCCAAGUGCUCAGUGUACUCAUGGAACUCGGAGAAUCAGACUUGGCCCGCAUAAUACGAAUGAAGCUUGACCCUGCCGAUGGGGAUGGCAAACUCGACCUCAGUUUCACCCGCUACUACUGGAAAGAGAUGCUCGAAUGCGUUGGUGCUGUCCACGACCAUGACAUUGUCCACUCGGACCUCAAACCCGCAAACUUCCUCCUCACCUCUGGCCGCUUAAAGCUCAUCGACUUCGGCAUUGCCAACGCCAUUGAAGUCGACCACACCGUCAACGUCCACCGCGACUCGCACAUCGGCACCCCCAACUACAUGUCCCCCGAGUCUCUCGAAGACUCCGCCGGCGGCGCCCGCGGUCUCCUCAGCAACGGCAACGGCUCCAAAGACAUGGCUCUCGGUAAGCCCUCGGACGUCUGGAGUCUAGGCUGCAUCCUCUACCAAAUGGUCUACGGCCGCCCUCCCUUCGCCCAUAUCGCCAACCAAAUGGCCCGCGUCCUCGCCAUCGUAAAUCGUGACUACAAAAUCGAAUUCCCGGACCUCGGCGUCGGCGACGUUCGCGUUCCCCCGGGUCUCAAAGCUACUAUGCGCCGCUGCCUCAACCGCGAUCCCUCGCGUCGCCCGAAUAUCGCGCAGCUCCUCGACGAACGCGAUCCCUUUUUGUACCCCGAUGGCGGUGAAGACCUCAAGAUUCCGCAGGAGCUACUUGGCCAGAUUAUUCAGCGCGUUGCGGAUCGCUUCCGAGACCCGAAUAAGCCCGCGCCUACUGAUGAUGAGAUUCGUCAGUAUCCAGCAAGUUUUUACGAGAAGAUACGGCAGUUGCUAGAGAGCGAGUAA
Bipolaris maydis ATCC 48331 is the source of this 1803-nucleotide messenger RNA. RefSeq names its product kinase-like domain-containing protein. Gene Ontology annotation, biological process: peptidyl-serine phosphorylation; meiotic spindle assembly checkpoint signaling; chromosome segregation. Gene Ontology annotation, cellular component: nucleus; kinetochore. The record is from RefSeq and is a predicted model, not a curated record. Gene Ontology annotation, molecular function: ATP binding; protein serine/threonine kinase activity; protein serine/threonine/tyrosine kinase activity. Lineage: Eukaryota; Fungi; Ascomycota; Dothideomycetes; Pleosporales; Pleosporaceae.